Molecule: messenger RNA, 2877 nt
Organism: Anguilla rostrata (American eel)
Lineage: Eukaryota; Metazoa; Chordata; Actinopteri; Anguilliformes; Anguillidae
Product: tubby-related protein 1-like
Exons: 15
Coding region: 223-1848 (541 amino acids)
Biological process (GO): protein localization to cilium
Cellular component (GO): cilium
Molecular function (GO): actin filament binding
Source: RefSeq, a predicted model, not a curated record
CGCCACUCAGUGGGGCUUAAAGAACAGUCAGGUGUAGAGUCUCUCUUUCUCUCUGUCUCCAUCUCUCUCUGUCUCUCUCUGUCUUUCUCUAUCUCUCUGUCUGUUUCCUUUCUUGCACUCUCUCCUUCUGUCUCUCCUCCCUCUGUCUCUCACCCUCACACACUCAAGAAACAGAGGGCUCUAUAUCAUCUCUCCUCUGCCUGGAACAGCACAGGGUUCCUUAUGCCUUUACAGAAAAAGACCCUGAAGGAAGUUUGGACCGCAAACGAUGCUGAUAAGGACAACUCCACUCCACUGCAGAAGCCCAGGAAAAAGAAGCAGGACCUAGUCGUGACCCUGACCAAUGGUUCUGAGGCCAAACCCAAAAAGACCAAGAGCAAAAAGAGCGAGGACCCCUCUGGAGAGGAGGAGAGCGCACCCGCACAGAAUGGAAAGACGGUGAAAAAAAAGAAAGCGGAAAAGGAAAAGGAAGAAUCGGGGACAAAGGCCGAGCCAAAGAAGAAGACAAAAAGUGCUCCAAAGAAGAAAAAGAAUUCAGAUGAUGAGGAUGACAACGAUGACGAAGAGGACGAAACUCCCCAAAAGAAGACAAAGAAGAAGACCUCAAAGGACAGCACAACAACAGACACCAAAGACAAGAAGUCUAAAUCCAAAGAGGACAAAAGUGAAUCAUCAGAUGGAAAAGGAAAAUCAUCUAAACCCAAAAAGAAGGAGCCGGCCUCUCUGUUCAUCAUAAACGGGGAAAAGCCAGAGAAAAGCAAGAAGAAAGCGUCCAAAUCUGAGAGCGAGGAGAGCGAACCGGAGACCAAGUCCAGCAAGACGAAGAAGAAGAGCAAUGCUGACCCGGCCUCCAUGUUCCAGGCCGGAGCAGAGAAGGACAAGGAGAAGGACAAAGAGAAAGACAAAGAGAAGGACAAAGAAAAAGAAAAAGAAAAAGACAAAGAUAAAGACAAGAAAAUGAAAAAGAAAGGAUCUUCAAAGGCCGAAGAGAGUGAUGAAGAUGAUGACUCAGAAGUGAAGAAGAAAAAGGGGAAAGGGAAGAAGGGAAAGAAGGAGGAGAGGGCCCCCUCGCCCGUGAUCGAGUUCAACAGCCUGGAGGAGUUUGUGCUGCAGCCGGCCCAGCAGGGCGUCACGGUCAAGUGCAAAGUUACCCGGGACAAGCGAGGGAUGGACCGCGGCCUCUACCCCACCUACUUCCUGCACCUGGACAACGAGAAGAAGGUCUUUCUUCUGGCUGGCAGGAAGCGAAAGAAGAGCACUACCUCUAACUACCUGAUUUCCAUAGAUCCCACAGACAUGUCUAGAGGUGGAGAGAAUUUCAUUGGAAAAUUAAGGUCGAAUCUGAUGGGCACCAGGUUCACCGUGUUCGACAACGCGCUGAACCCAGACCGGGCUCUGCCCGACAUGUCCAACGCCCGCCAGGAGCUCGCCGCCAUCAUUUACGAGACCAACGUCCUGGGGAUGAAGGGCCCGAGGCGGAUGACGGUGCUGAUCCCGGGGAUGAGCGAGGACAGCGAGCGCGUGCCGAUCCGACCGCGCAACGACACCGACGGCCUGCUGACCCGCUACCAGAACCGCAAGACGGAGAACCUGAUCGAGCUGCACAACAAGACGCCCGUCUGGAAUGAGGAGACCGCCUCCCACGUGCUCAACUUCGCCGGGCGCGUCACCCAGGCCUCCAUCAAGAACUUCCAGAUCGUCCACAGCAAAGACGAGGACUACAUCGUGAUGCAGUUCGGGCGCGUGGCGGACGACGCCUUCACGCUGGACUACAGCUACCCGCUGUGUGCGGUGCAAGCCUUUGCCAUCGCCCUGUCCAGCUUCGACGGAAAAUUAGCCUGCGAGUGAAGGAGUGGCGACCGACCCGCGGACGUGGGGCGUCUCUGAGAUACACGCCUGGCACACAGGCAGGGAUGCAUAAACCCCCAUGGCGAACCCUCCUCCUUCAGCCAGCCGCAGGAAGUGAGGCGAAACCACCUCCACUGCCAGGACUGGCCUGUUAUCUACGCUAAAAGAGACUGCCAUCCAGACCUGCCCUCAACAAUGUGCGGUUUCAGUGUCACCAGGGUUUCAAAUAAAUCUUUCCUGGCUACUUUAAUUAGCAUCAGUUUUACUUUCUCCGGCCGUUUCCCGGAAGAGAGGCUCAAUGUGGGAUGUGAAGGAUAAUCCGAAGGGAAUUCUGGGAUUUGGAGUCAAAAAAAAAGGCUUAUGCCUGUGGAAGAUCUGCAGGGGGAAACGCAGAUGGUUUGGUCCACUGCAAAAGCAGCAAAAACUGUUUCUGCUGGGCGCCCUCUGCUGUUCAUGCGUGGAGUUGCAUUUCUGCUUUCCUCAUAUAGCAAUAUUCACGCAUAUGUUCAGGAUUAAAACCUCAUGGUUUUUGUACUGAUGUUUAAAUGAAAACAACUCAGGAUAAUAUAUAUGUAUAACCUAUUUAUUAUAAUGAUUUAAUUAUACACCAAAUUUGUAUAUCUGGAGACAAUCUGGAGAAAUUAUAUCAUAUCUAGAUACUGACACACUGCCCGAAUUCUCUGUCCCCAAAUGCAUUGGCAAGAUCCUUUGCCUGGCAAUUUGAAUAAAUUCAGGAAAAUGAAGUUUCCAUUGAGUAGCUUCAGAUAUGCAUUAGUUAGACAGUGCUCUGUUUCUCAGAACAAUAGUGCAACAUUUAGAUUUUCAAAAUAAUACACAAAUACAUAUUGUUGUGCAUCUCUAUAUAAAUUUGUGGAGUUUGUAUGUUUGUUUGGUGACAAUGUUUUUGUUUGUGAAAUACAUGAAAAUGUAUCGUGGCUGCAGUUGAAAUGGUCAUCCUUGUGAAUCUAUCAUUCAUUGCUUUUUGUUAUGGAGAUCAUUUGUUGUAAAAAAUGUUUUAGUGAAAACAAA